CAACACAAAGUCAUUCUUUAUGGCACCUGCAUGAAACAGUGCAAAUAUGUAGAUGUUUAUUAGAGAAUUAUCUUUUAAUUAGUACAAAUUCAAUUGUAAAAAUGUGCAAUAGAUAGUGAAUAACCAAAAUGCAAAGCCUUCUCGGUUUUCCCGUGCUAAAUAGCAGUCUCUCCUUGACGCUGCUGUCAUCAGUGAAAGUGCUCAGGCGGACGGCAGAUGUUUUACUCUUAUGUAAUAAUUUAAGUGGAAAUGGAACGAAAUUGAAAUUGGCAACCGUCGCACAUGUAGAUAGUUCUUAUCAGCUGGCGCGUCGGCAUAAAAACACAACACUUCACAGGCAAUUUUCGCGCUAUUCGGCCAGCACAAUAAUGGGUUCCUCAGACAAGCAUCUAGUACUGAACGACUACAGUAUUGUUGGCUUCGAUUUGGAUGGCACACUACUGCGCUACAAUCUUCAGGAGAUGACAGUGCUAGUGUACAAUGUGCUGAAGCAGUAUCUGGUAGAUGAAAAAGGCUAUUCGCGCGCGUUGUUGGAUCAGCCACUGGAUAUGGACUUUUUGCAAAAAGGUCUGGUAUUGGAUGGUCCCAGAGGCAAUGUGUUGAAGCUCAGCAAUGAGGCAGUCAUACUUCGAGCCACACACGGCACACGCCUGCUCAGCGAUGCAGAAAUUGAGGAUGCCUAUGGAUGCAAUCGAAAAUGGGAUGUGACCACGGCUUUUUAUGAGGAUCCACUUUCUACGUGGAAUGGUCCGGCAGCUGAUCAAAUGCGAGCGUUACUCGAUUACUUCGAUAUGCCAAGUGCGCUCGUUUUUGCACAAGCAGUCGACCUCGUAGAUCAGGAAACCGGCAGACAGCAGAAUGGGUACACUGUCUGGCCGGAUCUUCUUGCUGGCCUAAUGCACAAUUAUAGUCGCGAUAACUUUAGCAAUGGCAAGAGCGCCUAUUUUACAGCCAUGCGUGCCGAACCCGAGCGUUUUGUGUUACCCACGAGUGGAAAGGUGAUAAGCUGGUUAGAAGAAUUGCGUGCUGCUGGCAAGAAACUCUUUCUGCUCACCGGCUCCAACAUAGACUUCGCCAAUUUGACGGCCACCCAAGCGUUUGGCAAAGAUUGGCCGCAAAUGUUCGAUUUUAUAGGGACGUAUGCCAAGAAACCGGGUUUCUUCACCAUGCAACGCCCGUUCAUGCGUGUGGAUGCGACGGCUCUGCAAGAGCUACCGAAUAGUGAAGUUAGUCUGGGGACAACACUGCAAAAAGGCAACAUUUACUCGCAAGGCAAUUGGCAUCAGCUGCAUGAAACGAUAGCUAAGAUGCUGAACAAGGACACUGCCUCGGCACGUGCUAUUUACUUUGGCGACAACAUUAUACAGGAUGUGUACACACCCGUAAAGCACCGCGAUUUUGAUGCCGUAGCCAUUGCGGAAGAGAUGCUGCUUGCGCACAACAAUUAUCCCUAUCCAGAGGCACUGGGGUCACGAUUCUGGGGCUCAUAUUUCUGUAUGAAAGACACACCUACACUCUGGGCCGGCCUAAUUACAAAAUAUGCACAGCUGUGUGUGCCUUCCAUGGAGAUAAUGGCUCAGUGUUCAACCUCUAAGUUGAUUGUGUCCAAAGAUGGAUUCUAUCCCACACAGCCCAAGGAACUCGAAAAUGCGAUGCAAUCGAACGGGGUGUGACCUCUGCAAAGCAAGAUAAGGAUUAUCAUUUAAUACUAUGUACUAUGUACCAGAUAUUUACUAAUUGAAGUAAUGCAAUGAAAAAUCGAAAGACAUUCUGCUGUUAUUGUGCUCGAACGCAUCAGUUGGCGUCGUCCGAAUUUAAAAUCCGUUCAAUUAAGCGCAACAAUAAAAACCUCAUACUUUACAUACUUAUAGAAAAAGUA
Molecule: messenger RNA, 1879 nt
Organism: Scaptodrosophila lebanonensis
Lineage: Eukaryota; Metazoa; Arthropoda; Insecta; Diptera; Drosophilidae
Gene: Nt5a
Product: 5'-nucleotidase domain-containing protein 1
Exons: 1
Coding region: 129-1673 (514 amino acids)
Molecular function (GO): 5'-nucleotidase activity
Source: RefSeq, a predicted model, not a curated record